GUGUUGACAGAAAGAGCUGAAGGGGAGGUGGGGUGGAGGAAACAAAGCUAGGGGUUAUGGGGGUGCUGAGGCUGUGGGGAUAAGGAGGCUAUGAGUCCUUCCCCACCCUGAGCCCCCCUCCUACUUCUGCAGCUGGAGGAGCUUUUCCUGGUCUCUGUGCUCCCCUGGGGCUAGAGAGGUCCAGCAAACUGUUUGGGUGGGAAAAGAGAACUGGAGGAAGUUGACAGGGAUGGGCGGGGCCGGUGGGGGGGCUGACCAGGAACCCAGCUUCCUGCUCAGAACCCAUCUAGCCCCCAGCUGGCCCCCUCCCCUUCCAGCCCCCUCUCCCUUCUGGAACCCAGGGUUCCAGCCCUCUUCCCAAAUCCCAGCCACGCUUCCCCCAUCAGUUUCUCCCCUUCAGGGGAUGGAAGCCGAAAGACCCCAGGAGGAAGAGGAUGGUGAGCAGGGCCCCUCCCAGGAUGAACAGGGCUGGCCCCCUCUGAAAACCACUACAAGGCCUUGGCGAUCUGCUCCUCCAUCCCCUCCUCCUCCAGGGACGAGAGGCACAGGCCUGGGGCCCCGUUCGGCCUCCCUGCUCUCCUUACAGACAGAGCUCCUUCUGGACCUGGUGGCUGAGGCCCAGUCCCGCCGCCUAGAGGAGCAGAGGGCCGCCUUCUGUGUCCCCCAAAGCCCCCCAAACCGAGCCUCAGCCACACCCCGGCCUCUUGAGGACAGAGAACAGCUCUACAGCACCAUCCUCAGUCACCAGUGCCAGCGGAUGGAAGCCCAGCGAUCAGAGCCUCCCCUGCCGCCAGGAGGACAGGAACUCCUGGAGUUGCUGCUAAGGGUUCAGGGUGGGGGACGAAUGGAGGAGCAAAGGUCCAGGCCUCCCACACACACUUGCUGA
This is a messenger RNA of Orycteropus afer afer, 886 nucleotides long. It is a transcript of the gene GPSM3, whose product is annotated as G protein signaling modulator 3. Gene Ontology annotation, molecular function: GTPase regulator activity; protein binding. Lineage: Eukaryota; Metazoa; Chordata; Mammalia; Tubulidentata; Orycteropodidae. Gene Ontology annotation, biological process: regulation of inflammatory response. The record is from RefSeq and is a predicted model, not a curated record.